Salvia hispanica is the source of this 1875-nucleotide messenger RNA. RefSeq names its product ADP-ribosylation factor GTPase-activating protein AGD5-like. NCBI's taxonomy places the organism in Eukaryota, Viridiplantae, Streptophyta, Magnoliopsida, Lamiales, Lamiaceae. Gene Ontology annotation, molecular function: GTPase activator activity. The record is from RefSeq and is a predicted model, not a curated record.
GUGCCAAUUUUCUCCGAUUGGUUCUCAUUCAAUAAUUCAAUAUUCCGCUCAUCUAAUCCGACGGUCGAAGAGGGAGAGGAAACGCAUCGCCGCCCUUCACUUUUAGCCUCUCCGCCCUUCUUCUCCUUCUCCUCUGCGCGGAUUGACAAUUUUCACCAUGAAUGAGAAGGCCGGCGUUUCCAAGGAGCUUAAUGCCAAGCAUAGGAAGAUUUUGGAAGGACUUCUUAAGUUACCCGAAAAUAGGGAGUGUGCUGAUUGCAAAUGCAAAGGUCCUCGAUGGGCUAGUGUGAACUUAGGCAUAUUUAUAUGCAUGCAAUGCUCUGGAAUCCACAGAAGUCUUGGGGUCCACAUAUCAAAGGUGAGAUCGGCUACACUUGACACAUGGCUUCCUGAACAAGUUGCAUUUAUCCACUCCAUGGGAAAUGAAAAGGCAAACAGUUACUGGGAGGCAGAGCUUCCCCCGAAUUACGAUAGAGUUGGGAUUGAGAAUUUCAUUCGUGCAAAGUAUGAAGAGAAGAGAUGGGUACCCAAGGAUGGGAAUCUAAAGUCACCUCCUAGGAGAACUGAAGAAAAAGUUUCUGUACAGUUGCAACGGCCUAGUGAUAGAAGUGGGAACGGACGUUCCAGCAGUUCCGGGAAUUCUUCUGAGAGGAAGAAUGUUCCAGCACCUAGUACAAGACAAAACAUUCCUGCUGCCAGGAUGAGUGUGCCUGUGCCUCCUAAAGCUGCAGAACAAGUAGCUCCAGCUCCAGCUGCAGUUACUGAGCAAGUGGUUCAGAAAGUAGAGACAGCUCUGCCUGCUGAACCUUCAAAGCAGGUUGAAGAGAAGAUCUCUCCUCCAAAAGUUGAUUAUGCAACUGAUCUUUUCGACAUGCUUUCUAUGGAUGGUUCUGGUGAAAAUACUACUGGAGCUUCCGGGGAUGAUAAUACGUGGGCAGGAUUUCAAUCUGCUGAUGUGUCAUCUUCAACAGAAAAGACCAUUCCAGCAAAACUUGAUGAAAACAAAUCACAGCCUGCUUCUAAAAUUGAAGAUCUUUUCAAGGAUUCACCACCAAUUGCACCUAGUUCAACAGCAGUGAAUUCCCAAAAAGAUGUUAAAACUGAUAUUAUGUCUCUUUUUGAGAAGACCAAUAUUGUUUCUCCAUUCACUGCUCACCAACAACAACUUGCUAUUCUAGCUCAACAACAGUCACUUUUAAUGGCUGCUGCAGCAAAUGCUUCUGGGGCAAUGCCAAAAGCUCCUAACAACACACAAGUAGGGCUUAAUGGUACCAACUUGCCCAACCAAAGUUGGCCAAAUGCUGGUUACCAGUUCCCUGGAAUGAUGAUGACAGAAGCUCAGAAAGCUGAAGUAGUGAAGUAUAUGCAGAUGGGAAACAUGGGACCACCUCAACCAAUUGGAAAUUCUUUUCCUCUCCCAACGUCUAGCUCAUAUGCAAUGGGAAAUAAUAUAUCUAGUAAUGGCAGUAUGCCCGUAGCUGGCCAACAGAAUUCAUCCUCACUUUCUUCAGGUUCUUCACAAUCAGGAAAAGAGUACGAUUUUUCCUCUUUGACGCAAGGGUUCUUCACAAAACAUUGAACAUGGAAACGGCUUUUUGGACCUUCCAUAGCACACACUACACAAGUAAUUCAAAGAAAUUCUAGCUAUUUGAGUUUUUAUUUUUCCUCCUGUAUUUGGGGGUUGUAAACUAUAGUAGGGGAGGGAAGCGAUUUGAGCUUGAAGGUGUAUCAGAGUAGAAUUAUGCUCAAAGUGUGAUAUUCUUUGCUAGCAUGUUUUGAACACUAUUUGUUCUUUUGAUCUAUUGAUCAUGAAGAAAAAGACGAAAGCGAUUAGUGUAGUAUAUGUAGAAGAUGUUCAUUCUACGUUGUUCUUUA